AUGAGCGAGAGGAUGGACCCGCCGUCGCCGGGCGGCGAGAGCGAGGAGUUCCAUUUCCACAACCUCAGGCGGGCGCAGCGCAGCUCGUCCAUGAGUGCCGGCUUGUUCGCAACUGGUUCGCCCAUGGCCGGCCCAUCGGGCGGCGCGUCCUACUUCCCCGCGUCCUGGUCCACCGGCACCUUCAAAGGUCCCCCUGCCGCCACGCUCUCCGCCACGUCAUCCAUGGGGACCGUGCCGCCAAAAUCGGGCUUGCAUCCAUCGUUUGCCCCGUGGCGAAGGCGGAGCGAGAGCGUGGGGUCCAUGGACGUGGGGCCGACGACCCCCAGCUCUAUCUUCCUGCCUCGCAGCACCAGCGAUUGUUUCGACGUCGCGAACGCGUCGCAGCUGGGUAGAUUGGGAAUGUCCCCAGUCGCAGCAGCCGUCGCAGCAGUGGACGGCUACGGUUCGAUCGAUCAGCGGUACGGGUCGAAUGUCGCCAACGUACCUCGCACCCGCGACGGCACCGGCAGGCGAUUAGCAUCGGCAGAGUUACCCCAGCGUCCUGUGAGCGCAUCUGCGGAACUUUCAGGGCGCGCGUCGAGGUUGUCGCGGGGUUCGCCACCUCAAAUCCAGCGGCCGGUCUCCCCGCCGCCUUUCACUCCCCCCAUUCCCGUCGCGGAGCCCGUUUCUCCCGAUUCAGCAGAACCCGAUAUUAUCUUUAAGGCUCCGUACGCUAACGUGGCACCUGCCGUGGUUGGUGCUGUCGGCAUGCAACGGCUGUCGCUGCAGGUGAACCGGCUAGAGGUCCACACGGACGGCGUCGGCAGCCGAGAUGGCAGUCCACGUGGCAGCUGCUGCGGAAGCCCGGCUAGCAGCUGCGGCGCCAGUCCACGUGCCGGCUGGUCAGGCAGUCCGCGUGGCAGCUUCUUCGGCAGUCCACGUGGCGACAGCCACGGCGGCACGCAGCUGAACAGCGGGCAGAGCAGCAGAGAAACCAGCCCCAAAGACCUUCAGGAGAUUAACUCCUUUGAGACAAACCACUUCCCGGCGGGGAGAUUAAGCAUCCGCGCAGGAAGCCACGCGAGCAGCGCCGCGCACAGCAUGUCGGGGAGUCUCGCGAGCAGCCCGAGGGGCGUCAGCUGUGGCUAUAGUGCCCCCUGGGAGCUGCCUGGCGCCGGCGAUAUCAUCCGCUCCCCCGUCGCGCCGCCCACGGCGCAGGCGCCGCGCAACAGCGGGCAGCCGACCAUUCAGGAGCUUCUAGACGCGCUUAAAGCCAUCAGCCCGGACGCCGCGCUCGAAAGCGCCGCCGCCGCUGUCGCCGCGGCGACUGCUGCGGCCGUCGCGUCGAUGCCGCCCGGCGUGUCGAUCCCCCUCCCUGCCCUUUCCCCGUCCGCGUUAUUAUCCCCGAUCGCGGUCCCAAGAGCGGGGGACGGCGAGGGGUUGGGGCGCAGGCUGAGCGGCGGCUUGGACGGCUCGAGCCGACCGGGAUCGCCGCUAGCGCCGGUGCCGGAGGUGCCGCACGAGGAGGAGCGCAGCUGGGAUGGCCCGCCCGCCCCCCCCGCAAUGGGCUGUAGCGACGACGGCGCGGACGACAGCGACAGCCCCUUGGGAUCGCCGAUUCUAGGGUUAGGCGGGCGCGCGUUUUCGGAGAACGGGAAGUGGACGGGCAGCGGGAGGGCGGAAGAGCUGCGGAAGAGCCGCAGCGUGAGCGGCGGGGAGCGCGUUGGGGCGGAGGUUGUGAGCUUCCACGCGGUAUCUCCGCUGGUGGACGCGCGUGCCGCGGAGAAGGAGCUGGCAGUGCGCGCGCAGCACCAGCAGCAGCAGCAGCAGCGCGCGGGCGAACAGCGCGCGGGCGAGCACUCUUCCGCGGUGUGCAGCGCGUUCAGCAGCCGUAGCACGUCCGCGGACGGCGGGUCGGAGGAGAACGACCCCCUGGGGGACCUUCCAGGCAGCUUCGGGAGCCGUCUGGGUGUCGGGACCGCAGCUAACGGGCACUCUGGCGUGCAGGGAGCGCGGGAGGCGGGUGCAGCGGCGGCCGCAGGAGCGAGCGGGGGGAUGGGGGGAUCUCCGCGGUUUUCCGCGCGUGCGGUUUUUCCGCCUUCGUUUUCGUUAAGCCACUAUCUGCAAGACGACAACGACGGGGAACCGCUGGAGGAGGAGGGGGGGGAGGGGGAGGGGGAGGUGGAGGGGGAGGAUGGGGCAAUGGCUGAGGGUGAAGGGGCGGGGCUUGGGGAGGCAAAGGGCGCAGGCGCGGAGGGCGCGGGCGCAAGGGGUCCGCACGUGUGGAAGGCGGGGCCUGGGCUGGGGGAGAGGCGGAGGAGCUUUGACGUGCGCGCACUGCUGAAACCGGAGGAGGGGGAGGCGGAGCAGAGGCGCGCGGGCGGGAGGAGCGGGCGCGGGGAGAGUUGGGCGGAAGUGGACUGGCUGGGGCUGGAGUUUGGCGCGUGGCGGGGGGAGGACCUGGGCGGGUUCACUUGGGAAGAAGCGGAGGCUGUGUGGGUGGUGGAGCGGGCGGGGGAGCAGGCGAAGGGGGGGAAGGGGAGCGAUGAGGGGCAGGAGAAGGUGACAGAUGGGGCUGGUGACUUGGGGAAUGGGAGGGAGAGGAGGGAAGGGGGGGAAGCAGCGAAGGCGGGUAUGGGCGGCCAUGGGGGGGAGGGUGGGGAGGCGAAUGGAAGGGGAUUCGGCCAUAAGGGGAGUGGGGCAGGAGAGAGCCGCGGGGAGAGAGGUGAUAGCACAAGACAAGGUGCGGCCAGGUGCGAGGGCGUGCAAAGCAGUGGCAGUGUUGUGAAGGAGGAGAAGGAGGAGAAGGAAGAGGAGAAGGAGAAAAAGGAGGAGGAGGAGAAGGAGAAGGAGGUGGUGGUGGGGGCGAGGGGCAGGCGGGCGAGGGCGCUGUUCCCCACGUGUGUGUCGCUGAGCCACUACCUGAGCGACCCCUCCCACCCCGACGACGAUGAGCCCCUGGAGGACGUGGCGCACGAUGUGGGCGAGGGCGCGCAUGGGGGCGAGGGCGCGCAUGGACAGCAGGGCGCGCAUGGGCAGCAGGGCGCGCAUGGGGGGCAGGGCGCGCAUGGGCAGCAGGGCGCGCAUGGGGGGGGCGCGGAGGAGAUGCAGCAGGGGGAAGGGGAGGGGAGGAGAGCGGGACAGGGAGAUGGGAGGGGUACGGGGCGAGUAGGGAGUGCAAGCGGAGGGGCGGAUGGGUCGGGGUUGAGCCAGGAAGGCAACGUGCUGCUGCCUGCUCGUGCCCCUGCCAGCCUCCGUUUCUCCCCAUCCAAGCCGCCUCGCCCAUCCCCAUCUCCUCCCACCCGUGCCACCCCGCCUCCCCCCCUCAGUCCUGCUCCCACCAUGGCCUCUCAGCCUGCUCCUGUGGUCCCAUCACUGCCCCCACCAACCCCACCGUCCACGCCACCCCCGCCUCCUGCGGUUGCUGCACCUGCGAGCCCCUCUCCUGGGGACUGUGUAGCCCACAUGGCCGCGUUUCUCAGAAACUUCCUGGAUCUUUCAGCCACGCCGUUCCUCUCACUCGCUCUGCCUGCUUCCACCAUCGUGAGCUGUAACGACGCCACGUGUCACACGCUGGGAUGGCCACGUCAGCAGCUGCUGUCCCGCAAGCUGGCCUCUCUGCUCGUUCAAAAUCAAGCACAGCAGGAAGCGCAAGCCCAUGAGGAAGAGCAACAGCAGGAGGAACUGAUGCAGUCUGAGGGUGGGGAGGAGGGAGAUACGGGGCACAGGGAUAGGCCGAUGGCGGUGCGGCAGCAGCAAGGGGAAGGGAGGAGGGAGAGUGAGAUAUCUUCUUUGGAUUCCUGGCUGGGUGCUAUUAUGCGCACUGGGGUUGGGGAGGGCCCCCUUACAGUCACUCUCGCGAGGCCCAAUGGGCUGGCUGCUGUGCGCGCCAUUCUCUUUGCUGCCACCCUACACCCCUGCUCUCCGCCCUCCCACCCCUCUCAACCGUUCCACUCUGCGAGAGCAGGCAGCGAUGGUGGUGGCAGUGCAGCAACAGCAGCAGCAGCAGCAGCAGCAGCAGCAGCAGCAGGGGAGGCCACGGUGGCCAUCAUGCUGCAGGUGCUGCCGUGA
Closterium sp. NIES-65 is the source of this 4050-nucleotide messenger RNA. Lineage: Eukaryota; Viridiplantae; Streptophyta; Zygnematophyceae; Desmidiales; Closteriaceae. The record is from the annotation of a GenBank genome assembly.